Aspergillus heteromorphus CBS 117.55 is the source of this 1504-nucleotide messenger RNA. It is a transcript of the gene isn1, whose product is annotated as IMP 5'-nucleotidase ISN1. NCBI's taxonomy places the organism in Eukaryota, Fungi, Ascomycota, Eurotiomycetes, Eurotiales, Aspergillaceae. The record is from RefSeq and is a predicted model, not a curated record. The transcript has 7 exons. Bases 1 to 1209 code for a protein of 402 amino acids. Gene Ontology annotation, molecular function: magnesium ion binding. Gene Ontology annotation, biological process: nicotinamide riboside biosynthetic process; nicotinic acid riboside biosynthetic process; nucleotide metabolic process.
AUGACCACCCGGUACCGUGUUGAAUACCAACUGAUCGAAUGGAUCAAAGGCCUCCUGGCUGUCCCCUUCGUACUGCACUCGCAGCCCACAGCCGUCUAUCAAGAACACAGCGAGAAUCUGAUCGCUGUAGCGGCAGACACGCACCAACGCUACGCCGAGAUCUUCCGGGACGUUGAGACGCUGAUCCGGGACCACAUCAAACACGAACAAGACGACGCGCCCGGCAAAUCCAAACUCAAGCUCCUCGUCCCCUCAGUGGGCACGUUCUUCACAACACUGUACCUCGAAGACGCCUUCAAAUACCAGGACCAGCAACGAUUCAUCAGCCGGCGACGAUUCGUGGCCCCAUCCUUCAACGACGUGCGCCUGAUCCUCAACUCCGCCCAACUGUUCGGCCUGACGCGCUCGACCGGCGUCGACCUGGUGACCUUCGACGGAGACGUGACGAUCUACGACGACGGGGCGUGUCUCACGCCCGACAACCCGGUCAUUCCACGCAUCCUCCGCCUCCUGCUGCAAGACCGGAAGGUUGGCAUCGUCACGGCAGCAGGAUACACCGAGGCGGGGAAGUACUACGAGCGACUGAAGGGGUUGCUGGACGCGAUGCACGACUCGGAUACGCUGAGCGAUGCCCAGCGCGAGGGGUUGGUGGUUAUGGGUGGUGAAAGCAAUUUCCUCUUCCGGUACGACUCGGCCUCGCCGGCCAGGUUGACCUAUGUGCCGCGGUCGGAGUGGAUGCUCGAGGAGAUGGCGUCGUGGGCCGAGGAGGAUAUCACGCAGUUGCUGGAUAUCGCGGAGUCGUCGCUGCGGGCGUGUGCGUCGAACUUGAAUCUGCCGGUCGCCGUGCUGCGCAAGGACCGCGCCGUCGGGGUCUAUCCGCUCGACCGCAAGAUCAGCCGCGAGCAGCUGGAGGAGACCGUCCUGGUGGUGCAGAAUACGGUGGAGCGGUCGGAGGUGGGCUCGCGGUUGCCGUUUUGUGCGUUUAACGGUGGCAACGACGUGUUCGUGGACAUCGGCGACAAGUCGUGGGGAGUGCGGGCGUGUCAGCAGUACUUCGGGGGGAUCGAGCGGGAGAGGACCCUGCAUGUCGGCGAUCAGUUCCUGUCGGCGGGGGCGAAUGACUUCAAGGCCCGCCUGGCGUCCACAACCGCGUGGAUCGCCAGCCCGCGGGAGACGGUGCAGCUGCUGGACGAGCUGGAGGGGCUGUAGGAGAAGUACAGUGCAGUGCAAUGCAACAACAGUGACAAUAACAACAGCAACACAUACACCACCGGAUGGGAUGGAUGAGAUGAACACGAGACGAAAUUGGAUUAAGUACCCAUUUAUAGUAUGGAUAAGUAUUGGCACGGCAUAACACGAAACAAGCAAAGCAAGCAAGCAUGUAUCUAUCUAUCUAUCUAUUGAUGACAGUAUUGGACUACCUUACCUACAAGCAUUAUCUAAUUCCGCACCGGAGCGGAACAGAACAGAAGAGAGCAUGACCUGUAGACAGGUCUCAGGUUAC